UGUAUUUGACAGCAGGACCAACGCAGAACAGCAGCAGCUAUGGCUAAAAGUGAUGGAUGCGAUUACUUUAAAAGGACCAGCCUGUUUUGGAUUGUCUCCGUGACAUUCGGGAUGGGAUAUUUCACAUGCAUUGUUUUUGCACCAGAGAAAAUCCCACUGGAACACCUCGGUCCAUUUGGAAGCUUCUGCCAAUACCUUGUAAAUAACUAUGCCGGCAUUAUGUACAAAGGGUGGUGGGCUGCCUGGGCUGUCCAUGUCUUUGAGGCCUUUGUUGCGUUGAGGGUAUGCAGUAACAAAGGCAUCACCAACACGGUCACACGCUUCCUCUGGUUUGUCCAGACCUUUCUGUUUGGCUUCGCCUCCCUCGGCCUGCUCCUCAAAUACGACCCGGAGCGCCCCAAACAGCACUGACUCCAGCAGGAAGAGGAGCCCACAGAACAACACUGCAUAAGCUGAAUCCAGAAAAUCAAUCACUACCUUGUGCCUCUUCUUCUUCCACUGUCUUUCUCCUUGAUAUCAAAGUGGAUGAAGAGUCCUGAGCCUUUGCUGUUAUUUUUACUUUUAACAUGAAAGUAUUGAAGUGAAGAAAUAUCUUUGGUAGAGACACUACAGUUUUUCUUACCUUACUCAGUUUCAUCCCAUGGAGUGUCUCUUAAUGAAUGUUUUUAUUGAUAAUAAUAUUAACAGAAAUGAUUUCAUAUUAGAGUUCUCUCAAUGAAUCUGUGUAUUUAGUGCUAUACAAGGGCAAUUAUUUUGUAUACCACAAUGGUUUGAGAUCAAUUUCUAAAACUACAAACUGGGAGUUUUUAACAUUAAUGCAAAAUAAAGAGUGACUAACAAAGAACAUGAAA
Molecule: messenger RNA, 851 nt
Organism: Plectropomus leopardus (leopard coralgrouper)
Lineage: Eukaryota; Metazoa; Chordata; Actinopteri; Perciformes; Serranidae
Gene: tmem254
Product: transmembrane protein 254
Source: RefSeq, a predicted model, not a curated record